This is a messenger RNA of Betta splendens (Siamese fighting fish), 1899 nucleotides long. RefSeq names its product solute carrier family 39 member 1 (gene slc39a1). Bases 313 to 1221 code for a protein of 302 amino acids. Gene Ontology annotation, biological process: zinc ion transmembrane transport. The record is from RefSeq and is a predicted model, not a curated record. Lineage: Eukaryota; Metazoa; Chordata; Actinopteri; Anabantiformes; Osphronemidae. Gene Ontology annotation, cellular component: plasma membrane. Gene Ontology annotation, molecular function: zinc ion transmembrane transporter activity. The transcript has 4 exons.
AAGAUUUGGAGCAAAAAGCAAAAAGCAAAGGGAAUUCAGUCAGUCGUUCAAUUAACACCCGCGGAAAUUCCUUCCAGAUGCAGACACAACAUCCAGCUGUCACCGAGAGCGUGUAGGCGUUUUCGGUUGCUCCUUCUCGACCCUUCUCGGCCUCCGUAGACUGAACUGCUCUCUCCUGUUGUGUCAACAUCAGCCAGGCUCAGUCAAAGCAGGUUUCGCAGCGAAAGGAGCCCUCUCGUGUCCGUAGGUUAUGUAACGGUGGAACUCUAAGGCAGGGAACCUUGUUCCUGAGCUGAACGUCGGUUCUGCACCAUGGAAUAUCUCCUCGAGGUGAAAGUAGGCGCUCUGCUCGGUCUCUUGUUCUUAACCCUGAUCUUUGGUUUCAUCCCUGCUCGAGUCCGAUGGUUCAGACGCACGAACGGCUCAGAAAUCCAUCGCACGGUUCUGAGUCUGAUCAGCUGUUUUGCUGGUGGAGUUUUCCUGGCAGCGUGUUUCCUGGACAUUAUUCCAGAUUACCUGUCAGACAUCAACGCAGAGCUUAAUGCUCGGAAGGUCAAGACUGACUUCCCACUUCCUGAGUUUAUUAUGGCUGCUGGCUUCUUCAUAGUCCUCAUUCUGGAGAAGAGUGUCCUGAACUGCAGGGAGAUAAGUGGGGCACCAGACGAGAGGGCACCCCUCAUACCGGAGAGCCAGAGUGGGCACAGGCACAGCCACGGAGCCCACCCAGACCUGGAGGCCAGUGGCCACCACGUCCACGUCGACUUCCAGGCCCACUCCUCCUUUCGCUCCUUCAUGCUCUUCCUCUCUCUGUCACUCCAUUCGGUUUUUGAGGGUCUUGCUAUCGGUCUCCAGAACUCAAACUCCAAGGUGUUGGAGAUCUGCAUCGCCAUCCUGGUCCACAAGAGCAUUAUAGUGUUCAGCCUGUCGGUGAAGCUGGUGCAGAGCAGCGUUCCCCCGUUGUGGCUGGCCGCCUACAUUGCCGUGUUUGCCCUCAUGUCGCCCAUCGGCAUCGCCAUCGGCAUCGGGGUGAUGGAGGCUCAGCUUGGAGCCGGGGUGCUGAUCCAGGCCGUCCUGGAGGGGCUCGCCGCCGGGACCUUUGUUUACAUCACCUUCCUGGAGAUCUUGCCGCAUGAACUCAACUCUCCUGGGAAGCAGCUUCUCAAGGUGUUCUUCAUCCUGCUGGGCUUCGCCAUCAUGGCCGCCCUGACGUUUCUGGGCUGACGCGGGUCGGAGCGGUCUGUCCGGACGCUUGGUGCCACCCGCUGCAGAUUUGUGGGUCUUUACAGAGACAUAAACUGUCUCCAUUGGAAAGUAGCGGCACAGUUCCAGCCAGCAGUGGAGGUUUUAACGUCAAAGGGAACAGUUCCUAAGAUUUUAAAAUGAACUUUUUAAAAUGAUAGGAGCAUGGUUGAUUCAUGCAUGUGUUGCUUCUCUUUAAUGGAUUUUAUACAAUUCUGAACCACUGAUGAACAACUGUAAAGUGGCAAAACCCUGAAUCCCUUCAUGUGUCACUGCCCUUGUUCUGAAAAAAGGCUUGACCCUAAAACAAAACCAGAACUGGAGUCUGUCAGUGAACACUUAGUAGGACCAUGAGCUCGUCAUGGUUGAAUCACUUUGUGCCUCCGUGUUUACAUUUCAUUUGAACGUGUUGUUGAAAACCUUUGGUUUAUUUACAGGUUUACAGCAGACUUUAGAUGUGUGGCAUUUGUAAGUUGUUAUUACUGUUAUCAGAUGCUUUUAGUUUCCAUUACAAACUGGAUUCUGCCCCCACAUCUGUACAUUAUAGUAGUUAAUCUAACCAAGUACCUGGUGCCAAAACAAAAAUACAGCAGAUUAGUGGAAAAUAUGUAAGGUUUCCUUUUUUAAUGGUUUGCACUUUUCAAUAAAGAUUUAGAAUCA